Petromyzon marinus (sea lamprey) is the source of this 1929-nucleotide messenger RNA. Its product is annotated as protein DDI1 homolog 2-like. Lineage: Eukaryota; Metazoa; Chordata; Hyperoartia; Petromyzontiformes; Petromyzontidae. Gene Ontology annotation, molecular function: aspartic-type endopeptidase activity. The record is from RefSeq and is a predicted model, not a curated record. Gene Ontology annotation, biological process: proteolysis.
GCCCCCCCACCCCCCCCCCCUCCGUCACCACAGCCGGCAACGCGCACCCGCCAUGCUGAUCACGGUGUUUUCCGUCGGAGCGGACCUAGGGGAGGCGACGUUCACGCUGGACGUUGGCGGCGACCUGCAGCUUGAUGACUUCAAGGCGCUGUGCGAGGCCGAGAGCGGAAUCCCCAGCAGUCGCAUGCAGGUGCUGCUGGGUGAGAGGGACCUCUCCACCGCCCCUGACGCUGGCUCCACCACCCUCGGCAUCUGCGGCCUCCGUGACGGUGACAUCAUCGUGCUGAGGGAGGGGGCCGGGGCGGGGGCCCCCACCCCGGCCCCCUCCCGGGCCACCGCCCCCGCCCCCAAGGGCCCCUCCCCUCGCGCCGCAGGGGCGGCGCCGGCCGGCGCCUCCGGAAGCGGCCUCCCUCUCAUCGACUUUGGCAGCAUUGUGAUCCCCUCCCACGGUGCCCCCCACCCCCACCCCCACCCCACCACCGUCACCGCACCCCCCACCGCACCCCCCACCGCCGCCGCCGCCUCGUCCGGCUCCUCGCCGGCGUCCACCUCGUCGCGACGUCGUCCCCACUCGUCCACCAACCCCGCCGCCUCCUCAUCCUCCUCCUCCUCCUCAUCAUCCUCCUCCUCCUCCUCCUCGUCGCCACCGCACCGUUCGUCCGGCCCCGCGCAGCCGGCGGUGGGCGGCGGAGGCGGCGGAGGCGGUGGAGGCGGUGGAGGCGGUGGAGGCGGUGGAGGCGGUGGUGGAGGCGGUGGAGGCGGUGGAGGCGGUGGAGGCGGAGGCGGUGGUUCGGUGCAUCCGCUGGAGAGUGACCCACGGGCUCUGCGGGAGAUGCUCCUGAGCAGCCCCCACGACCUAGCGCUGCUCAAGGAGAGGAAUCCGCCACUAGCGGACGCCCUGCUCAGCGGGGAGCUGGAGCGGUUUGCCGCCGUGCUGCGGGAGCAGCGUGAGGAGCGCGGCCGCAGGGAGAGGGAGCGGAUCCUGCUGCUCAACUCGGACCCCUUCGACAUCGACGCCCAGGCUCGCAUCGCCGAGGACAUCCGGCAGCAGAACGUGGAGGAGAACAUGUCCAUCGCCAUGGAGGAGUCCCCGGAGAGCUUUGGCCAGGUGGUGAUGCUCUACAUCAACUGCAUCGUCAACGGGCACCCCGUCAAGGCCUUCGUUGACUCGGGGGCACAGAUGACCAUCAUGAGCCAGGCGGCUGCUGAGCGGUGUAACAUCAUGCGUCUGGUCGACCGGCGCUGGGCAGGUGUCGCCAAGGGGGUCGGCACGCAACGAAUCAUUGGCAGAGUGCACCUAGGUCAGAUCCAGAUCGAGAAAGAUUUUUUGCCGUCAUCUUUCUCCAUCCUGGAGGAGCAGCCGAUGGACAUGCUGCUGGGCCUGGACAUGCUGAAGAGACAUCAGUGCGUCAUCGACCUGAAGCGGGGCGUGCUCGUUCUGGGCUCGUCCGGCACCGAGACUCGGUUCCUCACCGAGUCGGAGCUGCCCGCCUGCGCCCGCCUCAACGGCGCCGAUGACGACUUUGACGACUUCGGCGGCGGCUCCGGCGGCGGCUCCGGCGGCUCCGGCGGCCCAGGGCCCUCCUCGCUGGCCCCCACCACCAGCGGAGGAGGAGGAGGAGGAGGGAGCGCGGCCUCGCGCCAAGCAUCCGCCUCCACGUCGCUCGCCCAGCGGCGCCUCCACGGGGAGAUCACGCCGGAGGAGCUGGCUGACCGGGAACUUGCAGAGGCCUUGCAGCGGUCGGCCAACGAAGCCGAGAACCAAAGACGAUGACGAACAGCACUAGCUGAGGGAGUGGAGCCUUCCGACUCUCGUUACACCAAUUCUCCCAGUGGUGAAGAGCGUGGCAGGGGAGCCACGGCAUGGAGAGCCGGGGGAGAGUUGGGUCACCAGGAGGCAGAGUUGGGUCACCGGGGGUCAGAGUUGAG